Molecule: messenger RNA, 2574 nt
Organism: Clavispora lusitaniae ATCC 42720
Lineage: Eukaryota; Fungi; Ascomycota; Pichiomycetes; Serinales; Metschnikowiaceae
Biological process (GO): vacuolar transport; microautophagy; polyphosphate metabolic process
Cellular component (GO): vacuolar transporter chaperone complex; fungal-type vacuole membrane
Source: RefSeq, a predicted model, not a curated record
AUGAAAUUUGGUAAAAAUCUUGCAUAUCUAUCGAUUCCGGAAUGGAAAGCGUAUAACCUUGACUAUAAUGACUUGAAAGCGAAAAUACGGGAGGCGACCAGAUCUCCCCAUUCCGACUUGACUUCUUUGCACGAGGCCUUCGUGGAGAACUUCAACUACUUGAAUCUUUUCGUCCUGAGCAAAUCCGGUGAGCUUUCCAGGAAGUUGAAGGUUUGCCGGAAUGAGUUCCAACUAAUAGAGCAGGACUCCAAUAGUUCAAAUGCCGAACGGCUAUCCAACCUCACAAGUUUACACUACCAAAUCAUCAACGAGAUUUCCGGUGAGCUUCGGAAGCUUACCAAGUUUAUUCUUGUCCAAAAGAUUGCUGUCAAGAAGAUCCUCAAGAAGUUCAAAAAACACUAUCCUAACGAAGCUUUGGGCCAGGCGUUCAUCGGCUCGUUAACCCAAAUUCUCAUGUCUAACCCCAAGUCCUUCCUUAAUUACGACUUAACUCACUUAACAUCCGAGCUACUGAAUCUUCUUGAUAACGUCACCAGGGAACUGAACUCUUUAAAUGAACUUGUUCAUAAAAAGUAUCUAUACGAACCUAUGCAAGGUCAGCAUCUACCUCGCCCUCUGAUUUCCACGGCCAAGUCUUCAAGAACCAUUACUACCUUAGGCUCAUCGCCAGAAUCUGCUAUUGAUCCCCGUGUCGAGUUUUCUGUGGACCAUAUAGGGAAGUUUGAUCUUGUCUCGAAUGUGAAGAAAAACUUUUCUUUGCAUACCAUCAUUCCAAAAGAUGUAAUCUCAAGAAAUGAUGUGUGUCUUAGCAUUGAAGUUUACUUGAAUAUGCCUAAGCUUGGCAGCGCUUCUCGUGUUCUGAUUACCUAUUUGACCACGGGCAUCGAUGACGCAAAUCCUAGCAGCAUCAUUUCGUACGAGGAACUGGAUUUAUCUAUUAUUAUCGCUUUCACGGGUGGUUUGCGCAAAUACGGAUACUGCAGUCUUCCAAACUCGAUAACCGAAGUGUUAUUAGAAUAUCUCAACGCACAAGGUAAAACGAGGGCUACAUUAGAAACAAAGCUUCUCAGAUAUCUUGACUCGUCAGACCUGUCCAACAUGACUAGAUUAACCCUCAAUCAUCUCAUUGGUAGUGAUCUCAAGCCUUCUCUGAAAAUUGUUUGCACCAGAACAAGGUAUUACCUCUCUAAGGAUUCCACUCAACAUGAGAAUGAAGAUGAUGUCAAAGAUACUCUUUCGGCCUCGCCGUAUGACAACGACCAUGGUCCGGAGUCCAAUACGCCGUCAACUGUCGACACAAAAGUUUAUGAAGACAGUUAUUACAUGCAUUUUGAUGAGGACAUUUUUACGACUAACGAAAUUCAUGGUCAUGUUCUGUUCGAUACAAGUACUAUGGAUCCUUUCCCCUUUAACAAAUUCAGCAUUUACUCCAAUGACUCUAACUUGCAUCAUUUCGAAACUUCGCUCCAAUCAACGAUUACUGAAAACAUCUUGGACUCUAAAUAUAAGGCUAUAACCUUGAAGAAAUUGCCGGUCAAGCUCCAGAAUUUUGUUUCCAACACUUCGGUACACAUGUUGAAGAAUCUCUCCAUUUAUGACUAUAUGCGGUCGUGUUACUUCAACGUGGUUCCAGAUGACAUCAACAAUCAUUAUUCCAAACUUUUGAAUAUAAAUUUGUUCAAAGCAUAUGAAAAUGUUGAAAAUGUGACUAAACAAACUAACGUCGAUGAGACAAUCAGUCAAGAUAAAUCUCGAUCCAUUUUGAAGAGGCAAAUGUCAUGCAAAUCUUUAAAUGGCCUUUCGCUGAGAGUCGCUACGCCAGUAAAUGAGCGCACAAGUCUAUUUGAUAAUGAAUCUGUAUCAAAUUCUCGUCAAACGAAAGACGCUCAAACGUCAAUCGUACUGUCUACGUUUUAUGACACAUAUCACAACCCAUAUGCCCAAAGAUAUAAUGACCUAGAAACUUUGGACGAUAAUGAAGAAGAGGACAGCUAUUUCAUUUACUUGACAUUCAACAGUGAGCUUGAACAUAACUUCUUAAACAAUGUCUUGUUAUCUUUCAUCAAGUUUAAACACAGAGUUAGACGGGCGAUGUACGCAUUUAGAUUUCUUGAUGCAAAUGACAGUAUAUGGAAGCACCACAAGCAACAGUUUUCUGAUCAGAGGGGCUCUAGCAUUCUUAAUUACGACUCGCUCAACGAAGAUCCCACAUACUUGACCAGCGAGGAUGACUACAAAAGGCUAUUCAUCUGUGAUUAUGAUCAUGUUCUUUCCAUUCUUUACUUUACACUCGCUAUCAGCGCAUUAUUCAUUUCUGGUAUUAAUUUAGGCAUUGUUUACGGUUUGCUUAAACUCCAAGAGGAAGAUGUCGAUUUCGGAAUAUUUAACAACCUCUCUGUUGUGUCUAUUCUAGUCCUUGGCUAUCUUUUUGCUUUGAUUUUUGGCAUGACUAGCAUCAAUCUCAGCUUCCAUCGUUUUCGUGAAGUCCCUACUUCGCACUCUUGCAUUAUUUGGGUGGCCUUCAUCGCCGUGGCUUCUACCAUAUUUUGGACUGGUGCGGCUUUAGUCUCGUAA